GAGAAGGACUUGCGUGCGACGGUUCUCACCGCUGCUAUGGAGGCGCUGGCCAUGGGUUCCCGGGCGCUGCGGCUCUGGAGGGUCGCACCCGGUGGCGGGAUCAGCUGGAGAUUUAUAGCAACAUCGCCAGCUUCUCGGCUGUCACCGACAGAAUUGACAGAAAUGCGGAAUGAUUUCUUUAAUAAAGAGAAAGCCAGGCAGUUAUCAUUAACUCCCCGAACUGAGAAGAUAGAAGUUAAGCAUAUUGGGAAAACUGACCCUGGUACUGUCUUCGUGAUGAAUAAAAACAUUUCAACUCCCUACAGUUGUGCCAUGCAUUUAAGUGAGUGGUAUUGCAGGAAGUCCAUUCUGGCUCUGGUGGAUGGACAGCCUUGGGACAUGUAUAAGCCUUUAACAAAGUCCUGUGAAAUUAAAUUUCUGACUUUCAAAGAUCGUGAUCCAGGAGAAGUGAAUAAGGCUUAUUGGCGUUCCUGUGCUAUGAUGAUGGGCUGUGUGAUAGAGAGGGCAUUCAAAGAUGAAUAUGUGGUCAAUUUGGUCAGAGCUCCAGAAGUUCCUGUAAUUUCUGGUGCCUUCUGUUAUGACGUAGUUUUGGAUAGCAAACUUGAUGAGUGGAUGCCAACAAAAGAGAACUUACGUUCCUUCACAAAGGAUGCUCAUGCUUUAAUUUAUAAAGAUCUUCCAUUUGAAACUCUGGAAGUUGAAGCAAAAGUGGCAUUGGAAAUAUUUCAACACAACAAGUACAAAAUAGAUUUCAUAGAAGAGAAGGCAUCUCAGAACUCUGAGAGAAUAAUCAAGCUACACAGAAUAGGUGACUUCAUUGAUGUGAGUGAGGGCCCUCUUAUUCCAAGAACAAGUAUUUGUUUCCAGUAUGAAGUGUCAGCAGUUCACAAUCUUCAACCCACCCAGCCAAGUCUCAUACGAAGAUUCCAGGGUGUGUCUUUACCUGUUCACUUAAGAGCACAUUUUACAAUAUGGGAUAAGCUAUUGGAAAGAUCUCGGAAAAUGGUAACUGAAGAUCAAAGUAAACCAACAGAGGAAUGUACAUCUACCUAAUAACUUUCUAAAAUUUAAAUAUGUAUAAUAAAAUAAAUGUUUUAAAUA
Nomascus leucogenys (northern white-cheeked gibbon) is the source of this 1101-nucleotide messenger RNA. It is a transcript of the gene MRPL39, whose product is annotated as mitochondrial ribosomal protein L39. Lineage: Eukaryota; Metazoa; Chordata; Mammalia; Primates; Hylobatidae. Gene Ontology annotation, cellular component: mitochondrion. Gene Ontology annotation, molecular function: RNA binding; nucleotide binding. The record is from RefSeq and is a predicted model, not a curated record.